AUGGCAUCGCAGCCAAUGGCUCCCGAGCCUCCGCGGCCCAGCCGGCAUCUCACCGAAGUCGAAGAACGCCUGGAACGCGCCGAGGGCUUGUUGCGGACGUUCUUGACAGAGGCUCAGGUCAACCAGAUGCUGGCGCAGGGGCUCCCAGAUGGUCCCCUGCCGUCAAUACCACAGGGCUCGUUCCCAGACUCGAUGCUGAACACAGCCGCUCAGACAACUAAAACUUCGCGACGACGGGAUAGCAUGUCGCCAAGUAGUGCGGACCUCGAGCGUGAUGGCAACUUCAACUCCAACUUUGAUAGGCCGGUGCCCUCUCGGUCCGUUACCACAGAAGAAUCUGGCCACGAGUUCGAAGCCGUGCCAUUCGCAGCUGAUGAUGAUUUCGAGUGGGACGAGCGAGAGUCGUUGUGGACGCUUGGAGAUACCCGUGGGAGAACUGCUAGCUUCGACGCUGACCCCGAAAUACCGAAACUCACCGAUGGAAUGGCCACUUUGACCGCCAACGAUACGAAUACAGGUUUCCUAGGCUCCGUAUCUGGGGCCUCGCUGCUCCGGCUUAUCGCAAGCAGCAGCAACGGCUCCUCCCCCUCCCAUCCUGGCUUCAAGAGCGAACAUCGCGGUCACCAGUUAUCUGACAUCCCUGACUACGCUUCACCAGGGCCCGCGCUCAGAGCGCAACCCUUACUCACGCGGCAGUUUGUAGACACCCUGAUCGAUGCCUACUUCCUGCAUUACCAUCCCACAUUUCCAAUACUACACGAACCGACCUUUCGCGGACACUACAGGAAUCUAAAUAAUAUCCCCAAAGGCUCGUGGCAUGUCCUGGCCAACUUGGUAGCUGCCCUUGGCUCCUUCGUUUCGAGUCCAUGCUCCGAUGACACCCACAUGACUCUUUUUAACGCCGUCAAGAGCUCUCUUAGCAUCGAGUCUCUUGAAGCCGGAAGUCUCGGUCUCGUACAAGCCUUCGCCAUGGCCGCCAACUACCUCCAGAAACGCAACCGGCCAAACAGUGGCUACAACUACGGCGGCCUCGCUCUUCGGCUCGCCAUCUCUCUCGGUCUACACAAAGAAGUCCACGGGUGGCAGACAACCCCUCUCAAAAAGGAGAUUCGCCGCCGUGUUUGGUGGUCUCUUUGCGUCCUCGACGUUGGCGCUACUGUGACCUACGGUCGGCCGCUCAAUUGGCCUCGUGUUGGUGUCGAUACGCCAUUCCCACUUAACAUUCGCGAGAGCGACCUCUUGGCCUCGUCCACCGACCUUCCACCUGAAGUCAACGAAGCCACCGUCUAUACCUAUGUCACCACCCAGUCAUCCUACCACCUGCGCACAAUGCGUAUCUACGAUCGCCUCAUCUCGAUGCCCGUCCCCACGGCCGACGAGCUCACCUCCCUGGAUGACGACUGCAUCGAAGGCUGGCGCAAGAGCCUGCCAGCCCACUACCGCGACGAAGAUCUCCCUCUCCCUAGCGAAACGUUUCUUGGCCACUCUCUAGGUCGCUGGCGCUACCGUGUUAUGCGCGUGGUUAUGUACCGUCCCUUCCUCCUGCGUUGGGCGCAGAACGGCUUCCCGCCCCUCGAUGGCUCCGGACCACCGCUGCCCAACGGCACAAAAUUCACCGACGCCGAGAACCACGCCACCAAACGCUGCCUCGCGGCCGCCGACGAGUGUAUCUCCUGCCUCUUCCGCUUCUGGACUACCGCAACGCACACGCGCCUCGCAGCGUGGUACGUCCUAUACUUUCUCCUCCAAGCCGCCCUGAUACCCAUCCACUGCCUACGCCGCUCGCCGACGCACGCCGACGCGCCCGCAUGGCGUACCCAAGUCCUCACGGCGCUGAACGUCAUCACCGCCAUGAAUAAUAUUAAUCCCUCAGCCCACAAAUGCCGCGACAUCUUCUACCGGCUCUGCGGCGACAGUCUGCCACGCCCCAGUCCGGAAGAGGAGGCCGGCCGCGGCGCAGGCGGCUUCAGCCGCAGUCCGCCACCGCAACAGCAGCAUCAUCAACAACAACAACAACAGCAGCAACAGGCACAACAGGCACAACAACAGCAGCAACAGCAGAACGUUGCUGGAGGCCAGCAGUAUCGCUUUGAGAUACCGAUGGCUGUGCAAGAGGGGAUGGAAGAAGAGAUGGGCGAGGCCUCCGGCGCAGCUGACGGCGGCCCAACAGAUCCCUGGAUGCAGGAGAUUGACACGGCGAUCGACGGAUAUGACGUGUACGUCGACCGGCUGACCAACGGUGGCAUUGUGGGCGGCGAAGGCCUGUUGUCGCAUUGGGGCGGGCGUGGCUUCGCUGGCGGUGGCGGCGGCGGCGGCAGUGGAGGAGGAGGUAGUGAAGCAGGUGCUGGGGGAAUGCAGGGCUGGGGCCAGGGAGCGGACAUGACGUCGCAGGAUUGGGAUUGGGGCCUCAUGCUGUAA
Molecule: messenger RNA, 2418 nt
Organism: Cyphellophora europaea CBS 101466
Lineage: Eukaryota; Fungi; Ascomycota; Eurotiomycetes; Chaetothyriales; Cyphellophoraceae
Exons: 3
Coding region: 1-2418 (805 amino acids)
Biological process (GO): positive regulation of transcription from RNA polymerase II promoter by galactose; DNA-templated transcription
Cellular component (GO): nucleus
Molecular function (GO): DNA-binding transcription factor activity, RNA polymerase II-specific; zinc ion binding; RNA polymerase II cis-regulatory region sequence-specific DNA binding
Source: RefSeq, a predicted model, not a curated record